Messenger RNA from Oryza sativa Japonica Group (Japanese rice), 7379 nucleotides. RefSeq names its product DDT domain-containing protein PTM. Lineage: Eukaryota; Viridiplantae; Streptophyta; Magnoliopsida; Poales; Poaceae. The record is from RefSeq and is a predicted model, not a curated record.
CCGUAUGCAUCUCCUUCCUAGAUAGCCAUCUCCCUACAUGAAUCGAAGCCUACCACCCCGAUCUUGCACCAUUUGCCUAGUGGAGGGCCACCUUCCACAUCGAUCUGUCGUCGGUGUUGCCAUCGCCACCAUGGCACCAUCUUGCCCUUCGAUGAUUUAUUUGUCCUCGACUUUUCAAAACCGUGAUGUCGUGUGUUGGCAAUGUUGCCUUUUGAUGAUCUUUGCAAGCGAUGGGUUCUUGGUUGCCUUGUUGCGCCGUUGUUGGCCACCAUCCAUCAUUGGGUAGUGCUACUUGUCAAGAUACUAAGUUUACAUGUAGAUCUUGGAGAAAUCAAAGGAAAAUCCUUCUAAUCUAUUGGGGAAAACAGGUGCCGCUUGGAUCCACUGUCUUCAACCAUUAAGCAUUGGUCGAACUUGUCAACGAUCAAAGUCUUAGGUGUGUAGAUCUUGGAGAAGACAAAAAGGUUAAAGACUCGACAUACAUGAUUUGUGUGGAAUUUCAGGUGUGUUCUAGGCAAAUCCUUUUCCAUGGUUAAACACUUUGAAAUUUCAAUUAUUAUGUGAAACUAGGGCAACAUUCUCAACAAAAAUCAUCAAGCUAGCUAUCAGUAUAAACAAUAGAUGACCAGAAUGUAGUCUCAUAUCUAUUUUAUUUUGCUAUUUAUGUAAACAUGUACCUCCAACGAUCAUCAUUCCUUCCUAUACAAACACGAGUGGUUUCAUAGAACUUCAAGCAAGUUAAACAUAAACCCCUCACACCGAAAAAAAAUCAACCAACAAGUUCAUCUCUAUAAAAAGCAAUCUUUUAAAACAGUCCUAUUCUACCAUCCAAUUAAACACCUACUUAAAAAAAACCUAAUGACAUUCCACAUUAGCCAUGCAUCAUUUCAGCCCAAACCAAAAAGUGGACCAAUGCUACACCAGACACCCCAAAGAAAAACCCACAGUCACUCACAAAGCGAAGCAAAGGAAGGAAACAUCAUUCUACUGUUCCAUCUUUUUUUUUUUUGCACCUCUCUAUUCCAUUCCAUUUCAAAUCAAACCUUCGAACCAAUUCUAUCCCCCCUUGGAGCCAAUUUUUCCUUUUCCCUCCUCCGUCUCGGCUCGUCGUAGGCGUCGCCUCUCGCCCUCGCACACCACGCGCCCGAAACGCCCAUCCCACGAGGAGGAGACGCCUCACGCCUCCUUCUCCUCACCCACAAUAUAACCACGCCUCCAUCUUCUCCUCUUCCCCUUCUCCUCCUCCUCAUCGCCAUCGCCGCGGACCAAAUUCCCAACCCUCGAAGCGGCCAAACCCCGCCUCCCCCGCCGCCGGGGACCUCCGAUCCGGGCCCUGAUCCGCCGCCGCCACCCCGAUCUGCCGUCUACGCGCCUUCCCCUGCCCGCAAACCCUAGGAAUUCGGGCCUUCCCGGGGCGGCGGCGGCCGUGGGCCGUCGUUCGUGGCUAUGGAGGGGUUGGUGGGGAGGGCGGUGAGGAAGGAGUUCCCGGGGUUCGGGGUGUUCGACGGGGUGGUGGAGUCGUACGACGCCGAGGCGGGGUACUUCCGGGUGAUGUACGAGGACGGGGACUCCGAGGAGGUGGAGCUUGGGGAGGUGGUGGGGUUGCUGGUUGGUGGGUCGCCGGUUGGGGUGGAGAUGGCGCAUCCGCUGCCGUUGACGCCCGGGCGGCGCCCGAAGAAGCGGCGGCGCGGGGAUGAGGAGGGGGGCGUUGGCGUGGGCGCGGUGGUGGCGAUGGAGGUGGAUUCCGUGGUUCUGGCUGUCCCCGCCGGUGGCGCGGAGCCCGCGUCGCCGGUGGUGGUGGUGGAGGGGAGUAGUAGGGAUGAGGUGGAUGGGGACGUGGUGUCGGAGAUGGCGGAGAAGAGGCGGAGGGUGGUGAGUCCAGGGCCUGAGUCGUCCGGGAAGCCGCUUCGGCGGAGCGCGCGGCAGGCGAAGGCGGCCGCGCGGGUGGCCGAAAUGGAGGCCGCCGCCGCUGUGGCGGCCGCCGCUGAGGCUGAAGCAGCUGCUGCCGCGAUGGCCGAGGCCGAGGCAGAGGCUGCUGUUACGCCACCGCAGUCUGGGAGUAAGCGUAAGCGUGCAAGCGGGGCUGGCAGGUAUCGGUCUGUCGCGAAGGAUUUGGAGAAGGCUGCGGUGGAGAGGCUGCCUCCGAAGCCGGAGCUUCCACCCUCGUCGCAGAGUUUGGAUUUGGAAGGUCUCCCUGCUCUCGACGUCUUUCAAGUGUACUCCUGCUUGAGGUCUUUUAGUAGGCAGCUGUUCCUGAGCCCGUUCCUGCUGGAGACAUUUGUGGCUGCACUGCGGUGUAUAUAUGUGAACCCUUUGAUUGACUGGGUUCAUUUUUCUCUCCUGCGAGCGAUGAAGAGUCACUUGGAAGAUCUCGCCAAUGAAGGAGACCCUCCGGCAAUGCAUUGCAUUAGGAAUCUUAACUGGGAGCUUUUGGACCUAGCAACUUGGCCAAUCUAUCUUGCUGAGUACCUAUUGACUCGUGGUUCAGAACUGAGGUAUGGUAUGAAGCUUACAGACCUAAAGCUGUUGAAUACAGAGUACUAUACUCAGCCGGCAAUGGUGAAGUUAGAGUUACUGCGCGCACUCUGUGACGAUGUUCUGGAAAUUGAGGCUAUACGUUCUGAAGUUGUUUCAAGGAUGUCUGAGUUGGAUGGGAAUGAUGAGCUUUGUAAAAGCACUCGUACAAGAAGAAAAAGGAGGGCUUCUGCUGUCAAGAACCUACUGAAUUCUUCUCGGGCUCCUGAAGAUUCCAGUGACACUGAAGAUGGUAACAGCGAUGAGUGUUAUCUUUGUGGCAUGGAUGGUAAUUUGUUAUGUUGUGAUGGCUGUCCUGCUGCAUUUCACUCUAAAUGUGUGGGGGUAGUGGAAGAUUUAUUGCCUGAAGGUAAUUGGUUUUGCCCGGAGUGUUUGAUACAGAAGAAUGAUGGAUUCAAAAAUAUGGUAAAGCCUGGAAGAGGAGCUGAGGUUCUGGGAAUGGAUCCACAUGACCGACUAUACUUUGGCACCUGUGGCUAUAUUUUGGUGGUUGAGUCAACUGCUGAGGAUUCUCUGGACUCGACAUGUCAUUACUAUGGCAUUUUUGAUCACCAUUCGCUUUUCAAUGUGCUAAGAACAUGCCAUCCCUCGUACAGUUCAAUCACUAACAUGAUAUCUUUGUUUUGGGGCACUGCAAUUGAUUCUUUUGAUUCCAAUGGUCGAUGUGAAAAUAACAAGGAAUUCAGUAUCUUUGAUGCCAAGAUAGACUGUAGUCAUUUAUUGCCAUCGAAGCAACACACAGAACAUGAGCAGCUUAAGUCAGAUAAGAAUGGCUCCUGUGAACAAUUGGCCUGUGGGAAAGCUCAUGCCUCGGAUCCAGAUCGGCUGGAUCAUGACACCUCUCACCACAAGUUCUCCUUGAGAUCUGCGGUUAUUUCUGAAAAUGGAAAUGCAACUAGUGCCAAGACUCAGCAAGAUGUUUGUUCUUAUGCUAAUGGAUUGCCUGCUGAGAAUAAGAUAGACCAAUCACCUCACAAAAAGAUAAGUGAUUGUUAUAUCCAUUCGAACCCUGCUAUGUACGUAAACUACUACAGUUUUGGUCAAAUAGCAGCAUCAGCUGCUGAAGAGUUGAAGGACAAGCUAUCGGAAAACAAAGAAGGAAAGAAAGUUGGUCAGGAUGCAGCUUCAUUCCAGCUAAAAACAAUAUGUAAGAAAUAUGCCAAUAUUUUUGCUCUGACAGAUCAAAAGUUGUCUGUAGAGCUGCGAAAGGAAAAAUGUGGUUGGUGUAAUUCCUGCCAAAUCAGUGGCGGUGUUGAUUGCAUUUUCAGAGUCACCGAUGGCAAAUGCAUGGAGGGUCUUCAGUCAGAAAAGAAUAUGAACAGCCAUAUUAUUCUUGCCAUACAUAUCAUCUUGUCAAUUGAAGAACGGCUAAAUGGUCUACUGAUUGGUCCAUGGAAAAAUCCCCAAUUUAGCAGUUAUUGGCGUAAGGCAGUUCUGAAGGCUUCAGAUGUGUCAUCAUUGAAGCAACCUCUCCUUAUGUUGGAGUCCAGUGUGCGACGUGUUGCCUUCUCAGUGGAAUGGCAAAAACCAGCAGACUCUGUUGAAGUUGUUGGGUCUGCAGCUCAUGUCUUGGUUCGUACAUCUAAUAAAUCCUCGAGACAUGGAAGCACUAGAAAGCCAGGGAGAAAGCCAUUUAUUGUUGAACUCAAAGUUGACUCUCGUGAUGUUGGUGUUUACUGGCGAAGGGGUGGGAGAUUGUCUCGUCAAGUGUUUCACUGGAAGAGGUUGCCAAAGUCCUUGACAUAUAAAGCUGUUCGGCAAGCGGGGCGAAUUAAAAUCCCAACCAUAUUAUAUAGUGAUGGUUCACAGUUUGCCAGGAGGUCCAAAUACAUAGCUUGGCAAGCUGCUGUGGAAAUGGCAGAAAAUGUGGCCCAGUUUAUUUUGCAGAUCAAAGAGCUUGAAUUCAAUAUCAGGUGGACUGAGAUAUUGAGCACUCUCCCUGCUAGCCUUGCAACAAAGGAAACCCAGAAAAUAGCACGUCUUUUCAAGAAAGUUAUAGUUCGCAGAAAGCGUGUAGAUGGAACAAAUGUGGAAUAUUUACUUGAUUUUGGGAAGAGGGAGAAUAUUCCUCCAGUUAUUGCUAAACAUGGAAAAAAACUUGACGAACCCUCUAAUGAGAGGAACAGAUACUGGUUAAGUGAAGGACAUCUCCCUCUGAGUCUUUUGAAGGCAUAUGAAGCUAAAGCAUUAACUCGCUUACUGAAAAAGAAAGAUAUUGAUCACCUUCCAAAGAAGAUGAUUGACUUGAAACCCCCAAAGCCAAAAAAAUCAGGAUUUGAUGAUCUCCUAGAAAAAGCAAAAAAGCAAGUCCUUGGGCUUUGUGGCCAUUGUGACAAAGAAGUAAAGAUCAGUGAUGCUGUGAACUGCCAAUAUUGUGAAGCACUUUUCCAUAAAAAGCACUUCAAGGUUCCUAGAGGUGCUACUGAUGCUUAUUAUGUUUGCAACAAGUGCCUAUCUGAGAAGGUCUUGAAUGUGAAGUCUCCACAGAAAAAGGUUGUAUCAAAGAAGAACUCUCUGAAAAAGAAGACAAAGAAGCAAUCACUUAAGAUUGUAACAAGAAGUAAACAGAUUGUUGCCAAAUCCAAGAAGAAGAUGGGCAAGAAUAAGGGCAAGCGUGGCCGACCUAGGAAGUACCCGCUGAAUGAGUCAAAGAAUAAAUUGCCAGAGUUGCGUGUGAAAGAACCAGCCAAUGUGCCCAAGAAUGAGCCAGCUAAACGUAUAUCAAAAAGAUUAUAUUCAAAGUACAUGAAAGGCAAUUCAAAUAUAUCUGAGCGUUCAGCAAAGAGGAGGAGGACUGCUUCUCAUUAUUCAUACUGGUUAGAUGGCCUUCGGUGGACACAAAACCCAAAUGAUGAUCGGGCAAUAUCUUUUAGGACAGAAAGAGUUGUCUUUCCCUGCGAAGAUGCUGAUCUGUCUGAAGUUUUUCCAGUGUGCCGUCUAUGCCAGAAAUGCUACAGUGGAGAAUCUAUUUAUAUUGCCUGUGAAGAUUGUGGAGAUUGGUUCCAUGGAGACAUCUAUUCUAUUACUCUUGAGAAUGUUAAUAAUCUCAUAGGUUUCAAGUGCCAUAGAUGCCGUUUGAAAGAUGUACCUGUUUGUCCGUAUGUACAAACAGAUAAUAUCCUUAUGGCUCAAUCUGAUAAGGAUGACGUCACAAGCAGAUCUAUAGAGGACAAGGAAGACAGGAGCCCAACAGAUCUGGUUGCCCAUGACAGUCUGGAAGGGUCUCAUGGUCAUAUCAUUGAGAAAGAGGUUAAUGAUCAUAGUUUUGAAAAGGAAGUUGGUGAUCAUAUUUGUUUGCAAGCGCAGGAAGAUCAUAAUGAAAAGGAGCUCGACAGUCAUAGCACUGAGAAAGAGCUCGGUGAUCAUAACAAGACGGAAGAGUUUGAUGGCAAUAUGAAAGUGCUAUUUAAUCUUAACAGUACAAAGGAGCUUGAUAGUACUAGCACUGAGAAAGAGCUUGGUGAUCAUAACAAGAUAGAAGAGUUUGAUGUCAAUAUGGAAAUGUUCUUCAAUCUUAACAAUACGAAGGAGCUUGAUAGUACUGGAGAAAGCAUAUGUGCUGGUGGAGAAGCACACUGUCUGCAUGAGCUCAACAACCAUGAAAUUCUUAAGGAGUGUCAUAGUCUUGACAAUAACCUGGGUGAACUCGAUAAUCAAGACUGCCAAAAAGAGUGUCAUAAUCAAAAUAGUCUAAAAGAGCUUGAAAAUCAUCGAAGUUCACAAGAGCUUGAUAGUCAUAAAAGUCCAGAAGAGCUUGAUAAUAUUAUAAGUCCAAAAGAGCUUGACUGUACUGAAAAUAAUGAACACUCUGCUGCAGUGACGCAGUCGGAUGGUUUUCUUGAUGACCCCUUCAACAUUAGGAUAUCUGACAAAGGACUGAUCAUAGCAUCAGAAAAUGGUAAGAUAAAGGAAUCUAUUCCUUUGCAAACCAAGAAUAAACCUGAGGAGAAUCCUGUUCCUGCUGAUCAUGACAUUGAUCUUCAGGUGGUGGUGACUUUAUAGGGUAUGGUGGACAUUGAAAAGAAAACUUAUAUAUCUGGCAUGUUCUGUCUGCUACCCAACUUUUUGCUGCUGCUCUCGUACAAGUUCUGCUGACUAGUGGUGCGGGUUGCCAGUCUGCCUCACAACAUAUAUUACUUGUGCUAUAGGAUGAUAUAUCAGUCGUGCAACCCAAUAAUAAUCUACAAAAGGGAGAAGGCUACUUUUGUGGAUUAUUCAAUUUUUUGUGGUUUUCUUUUUGGAAUUAUGCUGAUCUGACAAGUGAAGCGUUCAAAUUAUUGAGAAUGACAUGCAAUAAGCAUAUAUCUGGUACAACUUUUACCAUGGUCAAGUUAUAACAUUCUCGGUAGGGCUGACAGAGAGAAACAUUUGGGGUGCAAAUACCUUGCCAUGCUCCACUCUUCUGGUCAUAAUUUGGAUUUCAUCUGUACUUUGCUGAGAUUCUUGUGUCAAUUGAGAUAUCUUACAAUUGAGCCAGCUGGUUUUCCAUUGCAGUGCACUAACAUUUCUAAGGAAGUAGAUGAUGGAUGACGAAGCAGGCGCUGUUGAUGUGGAGCAUUGAGGAGGCGAUCCCUUUCACCAUGGUUUUCCUUCGCCAUUCGUAGAUAGAGUACCAGAUUGGGUAGGCUUACAGGCAUCCCUGAUGAUUUAUUCGUUAAGAUUGCUAGUAACAGUCCGUUGCAAACAUUAGUUGUAUAUGCUGCAAAAGGAAUUCAUCUUUCUUGGAUUUUGUAUAGGGUUCCAUUAGGGUAAAAAAUUAUAGGAACAAAGUUUUACCAGUUGCACCAGAUGUAUACAAUGCAGUUUACCGUACUUUACCUGGUUGUCCUUUACCUUGUACUUUA